Gongylonema pulchrum is the source of this 294-nucleotide messenger RNA. The record is from the annotation of a GenBank genome assembly. Lineage: Eukaryota; Metazoa; Nematoda; Chromadorea; Rhabditida; Gongylonematidae.
AUGAUAUUAGUGAUCUGGGAUUUGUGGAUAUGCCUAAAAGCCUGCAGCGAUGAGAAAAUAUGCAUAUUUAAAUUUUCCUUUGAUCGUGAAUUAAAACGAUUGCUCAUGGAGGAAGAAGCAUCCGGAUCAGUGGGCCUUUCGAUGUAUGAUCGUGUAAAACAGCGUUCCUCCUCAAAACCGGGCGAUGCGGCAAAGAAAACUCGAGCGCUGGAGCUGCUGCAGGAGCGAGCGCAAAGUCGACGAAUUAAUGAGCAGAAUGUGAGUUUUUUUUUUUUUAAAGAAUCACCAAUCUAG